AUGGCGGGGGCAGUGGAUCUGUCAUUUAGCUCGUCUGCGAAUCUUGAGAUCUUUAAGCUUGAUUUCCAAUCGGAGGAUCGUGAUCUACCUGUUAUUGGUGAGUGUCAGAGUUCUGAGAGAUUUAAUCGUCUCGCUUGGGGUAGGAAUGGAUCCGGCUCUGAUACUUAUAGUCUUGGACUUAUUGCUGGUGGUCUUGUCGAUGGCAAUAUCGAUAUUUGGAAUCCCUCGUCCCUGAUCCGUCCCGAAGCAAGUGAAAGUGCUCUUGUUAGCCAUCUAUCGCGUCACAAGGGGCCUGUUCGUGGCCUUGAAUUUAAUUCCAUCACCCCUAACUUACUUGCAUCUGGUGCUGAUGACGGUGAAAUCUGCAUAUGGGAUUUGGCUGCACCUGUGGAACCUUCUCAUUUUCCACCUCUCAAGGGUACUGGUUCUGCUGCUCAAGGAGAAAUUUCUUAUGUUUCUUGGAAUUGCAGAGUUCAACAUAUAUUAGCGUCCACUUCUUCCAAUGGAAUAACUGAUUCAAUUAGAAGGCGGUGCUCAGUUUUGCAAUGGCAUCCUGAUGUUGCCACUCAGCUUGUUGUGGCGUCAGAUGAAGAUGGCUCUCCUUCUCUGCGGCUUUGGGAUAUGCGAAACAUACUUGAACCUGUGAAGGAGUUUGUUGGACACACUAAAGGUGUAAUUGGAAUGUCAUGGUGUCCCAAUGACAGCUCAUAUUUGCUUACCUGUGCUAAAGAUAAUCGAACAAUCUGCUGGAACACAGUUACUGGAGAGAUUGUCUGUGAAUUACCGGCGGGUACCAAUUGGAACUUUGAUGUUCACUGGUAUCCCAAGAUGCCUGGAGUUAUAUCAGCAUCUUCCUUUGAUGGAAAGAUUGGCAUUUACAACAUUGAGGGUUGUAGUCGAUAUACUGCUGCAGAGAGUCAUUUUGGAACAGCAAAAUUAAGAGCUCCAAAAUGGUAUAAGCGUCCGGCUGGGGUUUCUUUUGGCUUUGGAGGAAAGCUUGUAUCGUUUCGCCCUAGGUUAUCUGCAGCUGGUGCUUCUGAGGUGUUUUUGCAUAACUUAGUUACAGAAGACAGUUUAGUGAGUCGGUCAUCUGAAUUUGAAAGUGCCAUACAAAAUGGGGAGAAGGCAUUGCUGAAGGCUUUGUGUGAUAAAAAAUCUCAGGAAUCUGAAUCAGUAGAUGAUCAAGAAACUUGGGGUUUCUUAAAGGUUAUGUUUGAAGAAGAUGGAACCGCAAGAACUAGGAUGCUUGCCCACCUUGGUUUUAGUGUACCCGUUGAAGAAAAUGAUGCUGUACAAGAGGACAAUCUCACCCAGGAAGUAAAUGCCAUUCGACUUGAUGAUACACCAGCUGACAGAGUGGGAUAUGAGAACAAUAAAGAGGCCACCAUCUUCACUGCUGAUGAUGGGGAAGACUUUUUAACAACCUUCCAAGUCCCAAAGCUGAUACUUCUUUUUCACCUUCUGCAUGCUUUGGUUGUGGGAGACUACAAAGGGGCUGUUGCACAAUGCAUAUCAGCAAAUAAAAUAGCUGAUGCUUUAGUUAUUGCUCAUGUUGGUGGCACUUCAUUAUGGGAGAAGACACGUGAUCAAUAUCUUAAAUUGAGUCCUUCACCGUACUUGAAGAUUGUUUCUGCAAUGGUGAACAAUGAUCUAAUGACCCUUGUAAACACCAGGCCACUCAAAUACUGGAAAGAAACACUUGCACUCCUUUGUACAUUUGCACCAAGUGAGGAAUGGAGUAUGCUAUGCAAUUCACUUGCUUCAAAAUUAAUGGAUGCUGGUAAUACUUUGGCGGCAACUCUUUGUUAUAUAUGUGCGGGUAAUAUUGACAAAACAGUUGAAAUUUGGUCGAGGAGUCUGACAGCUGAGAGUGAAGGGAAAUCGUACCUUGAUCUUCUUCAGGAUUUGAUGGAGAAGACUAUAGUACUUGCUCUGGCAAGUGGCCAAAAGCAAUUUAGUGCCUCUUUGUGCAAGCUUGUUGAGAAAUAUGCUGAAAUUUUAGCUAGUCAGGGCCUCCUAACAACAGCACUAGAGUACUUGAAACUUUUGGGGUCUGAUGAAUUGUCUCCUGAACUUACAAUCUUAAGAGACCGUAUCGCUCUCUCCACAGAACCUGAGAAAGAAGCUAAGACUCCAGCUUUUGAGAACACCCAACAGCAAGGUGGAUCAGUUUAUGGCGCCCAACAUUCUGGUUUUGGUGCGGCUGAUGCUUCUCAUUCUUAUUAUCAGGGAGCAGUAGCUCAACAAAUGCAUCAGAGUGUUCCUGGCAGUCCAUACAGUGAAAAUUAUCAGCAACCUAUUGACUCUUCAUACGGAAGAGGAUAUGGUGCUCCUGCUCCCUAUCAGCCUUCCGCACAACCCCCAGCAUACCAGCCUGCACCGCAGCCCCAAAUGUUUGUUCCAACUCCUGCUCCUCAGGCACCUCAGGCAAAUUUUGCUCCACCUCCACCUCCAGCUCAUGCCGCUACUCAACAAGCUACAAGGACCUUUGUUCCUGCAAAUGUUCCCAUUCUAAGAAAUGCAGAACAGUAUCAGCAACCCACAUUGGGUUCUCAGUUAUAUCCUGGGACUGCAAAUCCUUCUUAUAAUCCUGUACAGCCCCCUUCUGGCUCACAAGGACCUAUUUCAGGUUCUGUGGGUGCAAUUCCUGGCCACAGAAUGCCACAAGUUGUUGCUCCUGGCCCAACACCAACGGGAUUUAGGCCUGUACAUUCAGGGGUUGCUCAAAGACCUGGGAUUGGUUCAAUGCAACCGCCUAGUCCUACUCAGUCUGCAUUAGUCCAACCAGCUGUGACUCCUGCUGCCCCACCACCAACCGUGCAAACAGUCGAUACCUCAAAUGUACCUGCUCAUCAUAGACCUGUCAUUACAACAUUGACAAGAUUGUUUAAUGAGACAUCAGAAGCUUUGGGUGGUGCCCGUGCAAAUCCUGCUAGGAAGCGUGAAAUUGAAGAUAAUUCGAGGAAAAUAGGUGCCUUGUUUGCCAAACUCAACAGUGGGGAUAUAUCGAAAAAUGCUUCUGAUAAGCUUGUCCAGCUAUGCCAGGCAUUAGACAGAAAUGAUUUUAGCACAGCUCUGCAAAUUCAGGCAUGUCCAUGUGUGAUUAAUCUCAAUCAUGUCAGAGGAGUUCCUUCUUAG
Messenger RNA from Dovyalis caffra, 3138 nucleotides. The record is from the annotation of a GenBank genome assembly. Lineage: Eukaryota; Viridiplantae; Streptophyta; Magnoliopsida; Malpighiales; Salicaceae.